Colletotrichum spaethianum is the source of this 978-nucleotide messenger RNA. Its product is annotated as rhamnogalacturonan acetylesterase. Gene Ontology annotation, cellular component: cytoplasm; nucleus. Gene Ontology annotation, molecular function: RNA binding. Lineage: Eukaryota; Fungi; Ascomycota; Sordariomycetes; Glomerellales; Glomerellaceae. The record is from RefSeq and is a predicted model, not a curated record. The transcript has 6 exons. The coding region runs from base 1 to 978 and encodes 325 amino acids.
AUGUCGGUCGCAAGCAAGAACCUGUUCGAGCUCCUCGGCAACGAUGCCGAGGAUGACACUCCUCAGGCGCCCGUGAAGACGGUUGACAAGACCACCAUGCGUUCAACCAAGCGCGGCGUCGAGCCCGAGGCUCCCUCCCGUGCUGCCGCCGGUGCCACCGGUGGUGCUCGUCGCACCAACGCCUCUGGCAACGAGGCUGCCUUCCGUGACCGCGGUGCUGGCAGCGACCGCAACCGUGGCAAGACCACCGAAGAGCCCGCUAGAGGUGGCCCUCGUGGUGGCUAUGGUGCCCGCGUCCGUGGAGGCCGCGGUGGCCGCUUCCCUCGCGAGCGUGACGACCGCCAGUCUAAGGGUAUCGCCAGCGGUUCCGAGAAGCAGGCUGCCCAGUCUUGGGGCGCCACUGAGGGUGAGGCCGAGCGCAAGGACGAGGUUGCCGGUGAGGCCAUCGCCCAGGCUGAGGCCAAGGAUGCCGAGGCCGAGGCCGCCGCUCCCGCCGAGCCCGAGGAGCCUGAGGAGAAGCACAUCUCCUACGCCGACUACCUCGCCCAGCAGGCCGAGAAGAAGCUUGCUCUUGAGGGCAACACUGAGGUCCGCAAGCCCAACGAGGGCACCAAGCUCAAGAAGGAGUGGGCCAAUGCCAAGGAGGUUACCCGCGAGGACGAGGACACCUUCAUGAUUGGUACCGGCGGCAAGACCAAGCGCGAGCGUGAGCGCAAGACCAAGCAGCUUCUGGACAUCGACCAGCGCUACGUUGAGCCUGAGCGUCCCCGUGGUGGCGCCCGUGGCGGUGCCCGCGGUGGUGCCCGCGGCGGUGCUCGCGGCGGUGACCGUGGUGACCGUGGCGGUCGCGGUCGCGGCGACGGCCCCCGUGGUGGUGCUCCCCGCGCCGGCGGUGCCCCUCGUGGCGGCCGUCGCGAGGGUGGUGCGCAGAUCAACACCAAGGAUGAGUCUGCGUUCCCCAGCCUCGGCGGCAAAUAA